Messenger RNA from Glycine soja, 674 nucleotides. RefSeq names its product DNA polymerase delta subunit 4-like. The record is from RefSeq and is a predicted model, not a curated record. NCBI's taxonomy places the organism in Eukaryota, Viridiplantae, Streptophyta, Magnoliopsida, Fabales, Fabaceae. Gene Ontology annotation, biological process: DNA-templated DNA replication; DNA synthesis involved in DNA repair. Gene Ontology annotation, cellular component: delta DNA polymerase complex. Bases 69 to 383 code for a protein of 104 amino acids. Gene Ontology annotation, molecular function: DNA-directed DNA polymerase activity. The transcript has 2 exons.
AAGUCCCUGUCCUAAGUUCAGACCAUUUCAAAAUUCAAAUUUGAAAAGAGCGAUAGAGAAAUAGAGAAAUGGCAUUAGUGUCCGGAAACAUGAAGGGUUUUUACCGACAGAAAAAAACCAUCGCCACCAAAAAAUCUCCGAUUCUCUCCCCGGCCAUCAUCUCCCUCGGCGGAAAACCCGACCUAGAAGAUGAGCACAAGGAGAGCGAGGUGGUGCUGCGGCAAUUCGACCUGAACAUGGCGUACGGGCCUUGCCUCGGGAUGACGAGGCUCGCACGGUGGGAGCGCGCACAGAGGCUCGACUUGAACCCUCCGCAGGAAAUCGAGAGGCUUUUGAAGAGUGGGAAGGUUCCGACCGAGUCCUUGUGGGAUGGUCGCAUUUAGGAUCCCUUUUGUUUUGUAUGAAAAAGAAAAAAAGAAAAUUAAAUCCUUAUCGCUUAUUGUGUAGUUUUUGGGUUUUGCUUAGGAAAAUCAUCUUCUGGCUGAGUUCCUUGUUAUUAUGUGACUCUAAACCAAGCAUUAUGGAUGCUGGUUUUAGAAAGAAAAAAAAAUGUUGUUUUCUUGCUUCCGGUUGUUAGCUGUUGUUAUAAAUCAUGAUUUGCUCUGUUAACUCACUGGCGUCCAUGCUGUGAUGUGUGUGAAUGUGAGUUAUUCAUAAACUAUGAAUUAAUGCCU